Molecule: messenger RNA, 4009 nt
Organism: Rhopilema esculentum
Lineage: Eukaryota; Metazoa; Cnidaria; Scyphozoa; Rhizostomeae; Rhizostomatidae
Source: RefSeq, a predicted model, not a curated record
CUGUAUAGAAGAAAAUCUCAGCACGGGCUGGGGCGUAUUGAAGUUAAAGGCAAUAUCCUUUUGAAUAAUAGACUAUGCAGUGUAGACAAUAGGAGUUCUACGCAGCUGAUAUGCAAAUCUGAACCCUGCCUGUGCCCAAGCAGCUCAAUUCAUAUGCCACAGCACAAAGACAUUGAUCAUUUUGGCAAAAGCAAAGUGUAUCUAGGAUUCAUUUUGAAGGGCUAUCCAAGAGAACUACUGUGACCCCCCAUCCCCUACCCAUGCUCAAGCUACGCCCCUGUGCGGUACAGGAUAAAAUAGCAACAAGGGGCAAAUUCAACAAAUCAUUUCAACCCUUUUUGAAACUUCAACACGGGUGGUCUCUCUCAUGUACACGGCAGAAAAUUUCAGUGUGACCUUGUCACAAAAUUUCAGCUCGAGCUGUGUUGAAGUAAAUGCGGUGAAUUGUGGGACGUCCUUUAUUGUGUUUUCGAUAAUCAUGAUCAUAAAGCGUAACCUGAUAUCCGCCAGUGUCGAAAACACAUUGAAUCGCUUCUCAGGUCAGCCCGUGUUGAACGGCCACGGGAUAGCUCGUUCUCGUCGUUUUGAUUUGGCACUACUUCGAAUGAAACAAUAUGGAAGGUCAGAUAUUGCUUGGCAAACGAAAAAAGAUGAUGCUAGAAAGUGAAGAUAGCCAGUCAGGUGACUCUAAGGAAAAAGUAUCCUUAAGCUCUGCUGGCAACUUUCAAAGUACACCACCCAUUCCUUUGAAAGCUGAAAAGACAGAGGCAAAAAUAAAAGCAACCAGGUGGCUAUGGAAUGAUGAGAUGACCAAAUUUCUAAUCGUUUGCCUUCAUGACUAUAAAAAGAGAAAGGAACUUGAGGGUAUAGACAUUCAAUCAGAUUUGGUAAAAAUGUAUGAAGAUGUCAGACAAAUGAUGGCUGCAUUGUACCCCCCUGAAAACUUUGGUCCAGUCAAAGUAUCCAGCAUAACUCAAGGAUUAAAUAGUGAAGAACAUCACAAACAAUUCAAUAUCAUACAAGAAGAAAGGAAAAGUAUCAAACUUGGUUAUGGACGAAUCAGGGAAAAAGUAAAAAAGAUCAGGCGCAAUUUUAGAACGGCAAUUAGGGAAGGUACCCGAUCUGAAAGUGGAAGGGUCAUUCUCCAAAACUGGGAGUACCUGAUGAAGAUUUGGGGUGAGUGCCCUUCUGAGAUCAAAAUAGAAGAAGCAAUCACCCCACAAGUAUUUAUCUUGAAUGAUAAUAACGAUGUUGAUGAACAACAAAAUCAUAUUCUACUUAAUGAGACUGAGGCACAAGGAAGGGAAGUACUAGAGGAUCAAAUCUUUAAUUCAAAAAAAUCUCAACCAUCAGAACAAUCAAAGGGUGGGUAUCUUAGCAACAAAAAACGUGCCAAGAUGGACCAAAAACUUUCAGCUCAGCAACAAGAUAUGAUUUUGAUAAAAAUAGCUAAGGAAGAAUUAGAAGUGAAGAAAAAUAUUGCAGAAAAACUAGAACAAUCUGCCAAAAGGUUGGAAAAUGUUGUUGAGACAAUGGCAAAAUCCUUAACAUCCUUUGGAGAGCAGCUAAAUUACAGUCUGAUGUUGCUGUCUCAAUCAAUAGCUUCAGGACAGAAUGCCAAAUAGCUUACCAAGGUCCAAUGCCACUUCAACACUAAAAUCUCAUCUAUUUACACUGUAUACCAAACAAACUCUUAUUUUAAGGACAAUACAUACAACCCUUAAAGUUAACCAACUGGAAAUAUAAUAAUGCGAUUUAGAUUUUUCCUCUCAAAAAGUUUUAAAAAUUUCAAUAUUUAAUAUAUUUUUUAAAUUUUUUGAAAAAAGGAAAACUUUUCCUUAUACCAAUUUAGGUUAUAUUAUACAUAUUAUACAUUCAAGGAUAGAUACAUAAAUAUAUAAAGUAUAUAUGAUGUAUAUAUAUAUUUAAUGUAUUAAGAGAAGAAGUUUGUUUUUCAAAGAAUUUGUUGUACCAAAAAAGACCUACUCUAGGGUCUCUAAUAGAAGGGGGGACGUUUAUUAAUUUUUUCAAUUUUUUUCUGACCCCCAGAGCUUAUUUAGACCCCCCGUUUAUUAAUUUAUAUAUGAGCUUUGAAAAGUUUGUUUUGUUCUCAUUUUGUUCUGAUAUUUUGAAGAAGUGUCGAUAUUUGUUGGAAUUGUCCUCUUUCCUUUACAUGCAGGGUUACCAAGGAAAAAUUACCACAGGUGAUUGAAAAUUGCACUUUGACAUCACACAAUUUCCAAUUACUCAGGGUAGUUUUUUUUAUAUUUGUAGUCGUAAUCACGUUGUUUUUUUAAUGAACGCCAGUAUACAUAGAAAUUUAGUUGGAACCUUACUUUGACCCCAAAAAAUAAUCAUCGUGCGAUUUUUCAGAUUUUUCACAUUUCCGACCCCCACUUACUAGGACUCCUCCCCCCGGUUAUUUAUUUUUUGAAAAAUUUCUGAUCCCCCCCCUUCUACUAAGAACCUUAGAGUAUGAACAAAUUUGGAUUUUGAAGGGGAUGAUUGGGGAAGACUUUGCAAACCAAUUAAAAUUACUGGUGGAAAAUGACAGCAGAAUAUGAAACACCAGUUUUUUAUGCUGGGUUGCAAAAUAUUUAUUAUUGUCACAACAGAAAUCACUUGGAGAUCUCCACUUUUCAGGUCAUUCACUUUGAUGCCAUUCCUUACCAGUACACCCCUAACUUAAAUGUAUUAUUUUGUGUUUGCCCUUGUUGCAAUUUUUGUUAUCGAUUACAUAUCUGGUUAAUGCUUCUUGGUUGAUGCAGUCUUCACAUUUUUUGCAUUGAAACACUGCCAAGCAAAAAUGCUACAAAUGGCCCUCUGUAGCCAAAUAAUGACAGUCCUUCAAUUUAUCUAUACUCAUUAACAGGCGCAGCCAUUUGAGGAGGGCCAUAGCUCUUGCUCCCCUCCAGGCUCUCCUCAAAUGCUAGAGGGGAGCUACAGAUUGCUCUCCUGAAUUGCUUUGAAAAUAAAAUUGCUCUCCUUGAAAUCAAUUUUCCUUUGCUUCUUUUAUUAUUAACCUUCAAAUAGUUUACCUGGAAAUUGCUUGGAGAGCUUUUUACUGCUCCCUUGUUGAAAGUCUUAUGGCCAGGCCUGCUCAUUAAAUGUAACUAAAAUAGUUUAAACAUUCGAUUCGAAAGUGGCAAAACAUUUGUAAAAAAUAAAAAAUUGAUUUUAACAAAAAAUUUUUGGAUCAAUUAAGAGGACAGUUGUCCAAAGGUUUUCUUGAAAUCAUAAGUUCAAUAUUCAUUCCACUUUCAUUCAAUUUCAUUCUAUAUUGCCAGUCAGUUUCAUCUGUUCCAGAUUUCUUCUUUUGCCAUCACUUUCUUCUCAACACAAAUCUUCUCUGGAAUCCGUCAAGAAUCAAUUCUUCUCCUCAAAUAGUUGAUUUGUGAGGAUUUGCAGUUAAAAGUAUAGGACAAGAGCUUGGAACAUCAACCAAAGAAUAUAUCCACAGAAAGACUUGAAAUUAUUCAAUUCAGGGCAAGGACAAGAACAGUUUUUCUCUGAUUCUGAUUCAGCUCCAUUAUAAAAAUUUAUUCAAAGUAGCCAUGAUCAUAAAGCUUUGCAAAAAAUGCCCCUGAAUUGUGGGAUAUUUUUAUUGUUUCUUGGAUAAUCAAUUGUAAUUAUAAAUCGCAACCUGAUCAUGAAGAAACCGAUACAAUUUUUGCCAUACCCAAAUCAACAUUAAAAUCUCAGCCUAUGUUGAACUUAUUUUAUAACCCAAUUUGAAUGUUUCCAGAAUAAUGCCAAUACAGUCUUAAACUUUUAAAAUCAUCACUUGCAAUUUCGAGUAAUCACUUGAAAUAUUAUGUUUUCGGUCACUGGCUUUUUGGGCCAAGGAUUUUAAAAAUAUUAUUUAGAGAAAAUAGAAGCUGCAGGCCUGGCCAUUUGAGGAGAGCCAUAGCUCUUGCUCCCCUCCAGGCUCUCUUCAAACGCUGGAGGGGAGCUAGAGAUUGCUCUCCUAAAUUGUUCUAAAAAGCAAAUUUGCUCUCCUUGAAAUCAA